AAACAUGCGGAAGAAUGGGGCGGGCGGCGCUGUUCCUGCGGACACACCGGCAGUUUGCACCCUUCCCUUCUGGCUCCUCGGUCUCACGCACGGCACGGAAGAAUAAAACAGCGGAUUCCUCGAGCGCAAUCAGCGGUUGCUGCAGCUGGUUUGGAUUUGAAGCACCUUUUAAGGAGUUUAUCUGGACGCCUGCCUUUAACCUUUUUUAAUCGCCUGUAUCUUCCCAUGUGGGAAGAUGGGGAAUGGAUUGUCUGAACAACAGAAUUUCUGCCCAAAGAUGUCGUUCUUCCAGUCCUUUCACAUCGCCAUUCUGGGCCUGGACGCUGCUGGGAAGACCACGGUGUUGUACCGACUGCAGUUCAACGAGUUCGUGAACACCGUGCCCACCAGAGGCUUCAAUUCAGAGAAGGUUAGGGUGACUCUGGGCGGCAACAGGACUGUCACGUUCCACUUCUGGGAUGUUGGCGGUCAGGAGAAGCUUCGUCCCCUGUGGAAAUCGUACACGCGCUGCACAGAUGGAAUCAUAUUCGUGGUGGACUCUGUCGACGUCGAACGCAUGGAGGAGGCCAAGACGGAGCUGCAUAAGAUCGUGAAGACCUCUGAGAAUCAGGGGGUACCGGUGCUGGUGGUGGCCAACAAGCAGGACUUGAGGCACGCUCUGGGACUAGAUGAAAUUGAGAAACUGCUAGCGCUGAAAGAACUGGGUCCUGCGACUCCCUGGCACCUACAGCCAUCCUGCGCCAUCAUAGGAGACGGCCUGAACGAGGGCCUGGACAAACUGUACGACAUGGUCCUGAAAAGGAGAAAGAUGCUGCGACAACAGAAGAAGAAGAGAUAAGACUGAGGAGACGAGCUCGUCCGAUGUUUUCUUGUGAAGGAAAAUCUGUUGCCUGGGUGGAUUUAAAGUUCUGCUGCAGGUUUCUGUUCACGCUGCUGAGUUUUAUCAGUCCAAACUGAGCUUUAAGGUUCUCGCUCGUGGUCGUGCUGUGGAUCAGGAAGUGAACGUAAAGGAACGCCGCAGGAAGAGUUGAAGGUUUCAGACAUGUGCAAAUAGAAUAUAAAGAGGGAUUAAAGGUACUCGCUGCAAAUUCAUGAAGUCAAAAAACAGCUUUACGUCUGUCCGAGACUGGUUUGAGAUGAAAGUUGUGGGGAUGUGUUGAGUGUUCAGAUAAAAGUUGUUUGCACGGAGUCUGAUUUAACUCUGGCUCCUCGUCGUUUCAAGUUGUUGGUGCUUUUCCAGUUCGGGUGCAUUUUUUGACACAACACCUAGCGCUCGCUCCCCUCCCAUCUGUAGACGCCAUCACAUCCUGUACUGACGUGCUGCGGCCUCCGUGUUGAACUGGUGAAACUGGAAGAGGUAAAUCUCAGCUAGCAGCAGGACGUGAUCAUUCGUGACCGUUUGACUCGGGUCAGUUUUAUGUUUACGCCCGUCUUUGACGUUCUGCCCUGUGUUUACCACGGUUUACGUGCCUUGGCGGGGCGCCGGGAUUUUUCUCGACCCGGGGGGUGGAGACGGAGACACGUCUAUGUUGCGCAUCAUUUGUACCAACAGUUGUCAAGUGGGGGGGU
Messenger RNA from Nematolebias whitei (Rio pearlfish), 1569 nucleotides. RefSeq names its product ADP-ribosylation factor-like 4aa (gene arl4aa). Bases 236 to 838 code for a protein of 200 amino acids. Gene Ontology annotation, cellular component: cytoplasm. The transcript is spliced from 2 exons. Gene Ontology annotation, biological process: intracellular protein transport; vesicle-mediated transport. Gene Ontology annotation, molecular function: GTPase activity; GTP binding. The record is from RefSeq and is a predicted model, not a curated record. NCBI's taxonomy places the organism in Eukaryota, Metazoa, Chordata, Actinopteri, Cyprinodontiformes, Rivulidae.